UUGAGGAGCUGCUCACUAACUGUUAUGUGGAGUGGAGCGUGUUUCCACUCAGCUGGACGGCGCUCAGCCUGAGGAACAUGACUCAAAGCUCAUGCCAAGCGCCUGUGCAGUGGAACCUGUCCAGGUGAAGAUGAAGCCUCACCUGUGGACCUCACUGCAGUGCGUGUUCACUGUAUUCUGUUUGGUGUGGAAUGGCCUGUCCGCCCAGGUGCACCACCUUAGGCUUUCUGUCCAGGAGGGUCUGCCGGCCUCCACGGUGGUGGGCGACCUUAGAGCCGCCCUGCCAUCCAGUGUAGGGGUCAGCGGCUUCUUCAUAUCCGAAAGCAGGGACUCAGAUGUGUUCAGGGACUUGGAGAUAGACUCGGACUCUGGGAUCAUCUCCACGGCCACCGUGCUGGACCGAGAGAGCAGGGACAAGUAUGAAUUUGCAGCAGCGACUUUGACCGGAGAGGUCGUCAAGGUCACGGUGGUGGUGAAAGAUGUGAAUGACCAUCGGCCUACGUUCCCUGUAGAUGUCGUCGACUUGAAUGUGUCUGAGCUGAGCCUGCCUGGCUCAGGCUUUGAGCUUCCUGGAGCUCUGGACUUGGAUGAGGGUCAGUUUGGAACUCAAGGUUACAGACUCUUGAAAGGUGAAGCAGAAGAACUUUUCAAAGUGGAACUCCGCAAUGGAGGAGGAGGUGGUACAGUCCUCAACUUUGACUUGGUUCUCAUGGAAAAACUGGAUAGAGAAAGCAGAGAUUUCUACAGCUUGACCGUUGAGGCCUUUGACGGAGGCGUGCCGCCAAAAACAGGUCGCCUACAGGUGCACGUCAACGUUCUGGAUGAAAACGACAACCAGCCUGCGUUCAAUCAAACCGAAUAUCAAGCUGUGUUGUGGGAAAACGCCCCACUUUUGACACCUGUGUGCCAGGUGCACGCCGUAGACCCAGAUUUAGGCAACAACGGCCUGAUCACCUACGAGAUCAACAGGCGCCAGAGUGACCCCAACGAGUUUUUCAUCGUUGACAAGAACACAGGAGUCAUUCGCCUCAACAAGCCUCUGGACUACGAAAGCCAGACGUUUUUUGAGCUUAUAGUGACUGCAAGGGACCAUGGGGUCCAGCCUGAGUCCAGCAGCACGUUUGUGGGCAUCAGGGUUCUUGAUGUCAACGACAACAGCCCAAACAUUAACGUCCUGUUUCUGACUGAAACAGGAGAUCCAGAGGUGUCUGAAGGGGCUGGAUAUGGAGAAUAUGUGGCCAGGAUUGCCGUGUCUGACCCAGACCUGGGAGAGGUCAAAAAGGUCAGCGUGUUCCUCGAAGGUGGAGAAGGCAAGUUCACACUGAAGGCCACUGACGAGUUUCUCUACGCGCUCUGUGUGGACGGCCCGCUGGACCGGGAGCAGAAGGAUAUUUACGAGUUGACUGUGGUUGCUUCUGACUUUGGCUCUCCUCCUUUGAGAAGCGAGAGAACGUUCCUCUUACGAGUCACAGAUGUGAACGACAACCCUCCAAGCUUUGAGCGGAAAGUCUAUGAAGUGAGCGUGUCGGAGGAUUUACCUGUUGGAAGCUCAGUCCUGCAGGUGAAGGCCCAUGACCAGGAUGAGGAUUCUGGUAUAUUCUACUCAAUCCUGCGGUCAAAUCAGGACUACUUGGUGAACAUUGACCCUCAGACUGGCCUUAUUAGCACGGCCGCAGGCUUGGACAGGGAGAGGGAUGUUAACCUGGCCUUUCUGGUGGUGGCUGUGGAUGGAGGGUUUCCUCCGUUAACCUCCACCACCACUGUGAACAUCCAUGUGGAGGACGUCAAUGACAACAAACCUGUAUUCACUCAGCAGCUCUACAACACCACCAUUCAGGAGCAUCUGGCCAACGGAACCUGCUUUUUACAGGUCAGUGCUGAAGAUGCUGAUGGUGGUGAGUUUGGAAUGCUGCACUACUCAUUUUCUGAUGGGUACAACAGUGAAGACUCGCAUCCUUUCUUCUUCAUCGACGCCGUUACCGGAGACAUCUGUAUAUCUCAGGACAUUGACCGUGAUGCAGGUCUGGUGACCUUUGACCUCUUAGUAAAGGCAGAAGACCAAGGAGGUCUGUGGUCUCAGGCAUAUCUUCACAUCGAUGUGGAGGAUGUGAAUGAUAACGCCCCAGUCUUUUAUCCAGAGAAAUACAUCACAAGCGUAAGCAGCCACGCUCAGCCUGGAGCUGAGAUACUUACCGUCAUUGCCACUGACCGCGACUCCGGUGAAUAUGGACAAAUCACAUAUGAGCUUUUACCUGGAGACUCCUCCUCUCUUUUCUCAGUCGACCAAUCAACAGGUGUGGUCUGUCUGUCCUCUCCGCUCUCUACGCUGGGCAGUAGCAGUGUGAAGCUGGCCAUUUCUGCCCAUGAUGGUCAGGGUCUGUCUGCUGUCCGGCCUGCUGACAUCACCUUUAACAUCCUGCACAGUGACCAUGCACCUGCACUCUUCCACAAGUCACACUACAGCUUCUCUAUCCCAGAGGAUGCGCCUGCAGGCACCUCCGUGGGCACCGUACAGGCCAUCAAACCACCCAAUUCAGUGGAGAUUCUUUCAUAUCACAUCUCUUCUGGAGACCCCCAGGGUCUGUUCUCUGUGGAUUCCCAAACUGGUGUCAUCUCCACCAGCCAGGUUUUGGAUCAUGAGUCUCUGCCCUACUUCAUGUUGACCCUGCAGGCCCACACAGGCACCUUACCCAUCUACAGCAGCACUCAGGUCAACAUAAGCGUCACAGACACCAACGAUAACCCACCAGUCUUCCCAAAGACCUCAGACCUAAUCACCAUAUCCUACAAUACUCCUCCUGGUACAAUACUCUUCCUUGCACAUGCUCAUGAUGCUGACAGUGGCACAAAUGGACAGAUCCGUUAUUCUUUGCGUCCCGAGAGUGAAAUAUUUGCAAUCCAUCCUCGGCUAGGGAUGCUAACGCUAAAUAAUGACAUCUUGAGAGAUGCUAACCGGAGAUAUAAGCUCAUUGUGGUGGCAGAAGAUGAGGGAAGUCCUUCGCUAAGUUCGUCGCUCAGCCUGGUGGUGGAGCUUGAUUCCUCACCUCCAGCAGAGGAAACCUUAGCGUUUGAGACUUUGGUCUACCAGGUGGAAAUCGGAGAAAGCGCCCAGAGGGACACUAGAGUGAUUCAAGUACGUGCUCAUGCUAGCAAGACCCGGCAUGGCUCAGAUUUUGCCAGAUUAGCUCCAGGUCUCACCUAUACUUUGGAGCCUCUCUCCAAACCACCACCAUUCCUCCUUCACCCUGACACUGGCUGGCUUUUUGUGGCUCAAAGUCUUGAUUACGAGUCAGAACCCAGCUACCGGUUCAAUGUUCGCGCCACGGCUCGUGAUGAGAGUGCUAAUCUGACCGCCACGGCCAUGGUGGUGGUCAUGGUUCAGGAUGAGAAUGAUAACGCGCCAGUGUUUAGCAGGGACAGGUACUUUUUCAGUGUCCCAGAGGGAUCCACCCCACAUGGCCUGAUUGGGACAGUGAAGGCUACGGACAGAGACUUGAGAAAAAACGGACAGCUGUCCUACAUCCUGCUGUCGGACGGGAAACACUUCCGCAUCAACUCUAAGACAGGUGAGAUCAUCAACUGGGUGGCUCUGGAUCGUGAGGAACGUUCCUGCUACACUCUGAGAGUUUUGGUGACUGACCAUGGUCAUCCUCGCCUCAAUGCCACCACAACCGUCCACAUCCUGGUCUCUGACAUCAACGAUAACCCUCCUGAGUUCACUCACCUGCCCACAAACAAGGAGCUGAAUGUGCAGGUGUGGUCAGGCCUUGCAGUGGGGUCAGUGGUCGUCAGCAUGUUUGCUAAGGAUCGAGACGCUGGAGAGAAUGGAACUGUUACAUUCUCUUUGACUUCAGAUGGUGGAAAGGGUCAUUUUGAAAUUGACCAUCAGAGCGGUGACAUCAGAGUUACAACAGGAUUUCUUUCAGACCCCCACACCAAUUACACCCUCACUGUGGUUGCCAAGGACAACGGCCUCACGCCCCUGCAGCAGAGGGCACUAGUACACAUCCAGGUACAUGCUUCACAAAAACAAAACGGUUUUCUGGGCCUCAGGCAUUUCACUGUGAGAGAGAACGCUAAGCUGGGAACUGUGAUUGGUUCGCUCCGCUUUUCUGGAACAGUUAACAAACAGCUGCGCUACUCUGUUGCCGAGGGUGAUGGGAGUUUACACUUUGGCAUUGACUCAGCCAGUGGCGACCUGUAUGUGGCGCAGCCUCUGGAUUACGAAGCUACGCAGCGCUACUUCUUAGUGAUCCGAGCAGAGGCUCCACCCACUAUGAAUGCCAGUAUGCUAGUGGCUGUUAGCGUUGAUGAUGUCAAUGACCACGCCCCUUGGUUCCCUGGCAACGAUAACAUUGUGGUGUUCGGUGUUCAGGAGGACGUUGCCGUGGGAACUUCAGUGUAUGCCUUUAAUGCGCGUGAUGGGGACGAUAGUCUCCAGAACAGUGUGAUUCGUUAUUCAAUGACCUUUGACUCUGGCUCUUCUAUAGAGGAGCUGCCAUUCAGCAUUGACCCUCACACUGGGGUUGUCACGACCACUGCACAGUUGGAUCGAGAACGCAUCCAAAGUUUUGUGUUUACUGUCACCGCCAGAGACCAGGCCAAAAACCCAGAUGACCGGAAACACUCCUCAGUAACAGCUCAAGUUUUCAUAAUUGACGUCAACGACAACAGCCCUGCUUUUGUUGCCAUGGACACAGUUCACGUGUCGGAGGACGUGGAGGUUGGAAGCCUUCUUUUUCACUUGCUGGCCACAGAUGAAGACAAGGGGGAAAACAGUCACGUGACCUACAGUCUGAUUGGUGGAAACGAAGAUGGACACUUUCGUUUGGAGAGAACAGGUCACCUGUAUCUGAACUCCUCUCUGAACUACGAAUCUCAGCAUGCCUUUGGGCUCACUGUGCAGGCCUCAGACAGUGGGCUGCCAUCUCUGUCCAGUACUCAGACUCUGACUGUGGUCGUGCUGGAUGUGAAUGACGAGGCUCCCAUGUUUGAACGCCGUGUUUAUGUUGCCACCGUUGCAGAGAACCGAGAGCCGGGGCAGCCUGUGGUCAGAGUGAGCGCAGUCGAUCUGGACUCAGAGGAGAAUGCGAUUGUGAUCUACAGCCUCCUGCCUGGUCCUGGUUAUGAGUUCUUCACCAUUGACUCCCACACCGGCCUGGUCAGCACCUCCACCCAGCUGGACAGAGAGAUCCACCAAAGCUUCACUCUAAGAGUUCAGGCAGAGGACAGUGGGGUUACUCCUCUCUCCAGCACCACCACGGUUCUGUGCUCUGUGCUGGACGAAAACGACAAUCCUCCUGAGUUCUCCCAACUGUCUUUCCACAUCAUUAUACCGGAGAACCUCCCUCCAGGAGUCAUUCACACUGCCCAGGCCUCCGACCCUGACAACGGCGUCAAUGGAACUGUGAAGUUCUCUAUACAGAAUACAGACGGUCAUUUCUCCAUAGAUGCAGUAACAGGCGCAAUCAGCACUGUGAAAGCUUUGGACAGGGAAGAAUGUUCUAACUACACCCUCAGCAUCACCGCCUGUGACCAGGGUCCAUCUCCUCUGACCUCCACCACCCUCCUCUCCAUCUCUCUCUCUGACGAAAACGACAACAGCCCUACAUUCAGCCGCAAGAGCUACCGUGCCUCUGUUAGCGAAGGCCUCCCAGUCGGUUCCGAACUCCUCCGGCUCAGCGCCAGGGACCCUGACGAGGGUCCGAACGGGGAAGUCACCUUCUCUUUGGCUGAGGACACUGCUGGAAUCUUCUCUGUGGAUUCUGUGACAGGUGCUGUCUUUCUGACGAAGCCGCUGGACCGAGAGAUGCGUUCUCAGCACACUUUCCGUGCCAUGGCAACCGACAACUGCAGUCAGGGUCCUCGAAGCUCCAUCGCCCUGGUUACCAUCCAGGUAGAAGACGUCAAUGACAACCCACCUGCAUGCGCCAAGGGACCCACCCAGGUGUCAAUCACCACCAGAGGUAUUGCAUAUCCUGGUCAACCCAUCACUAAAGUGGUAGCAGAUGAUCCGGACCAUAAGGAGAACGGAACAGUGACAUUCAGUCUGAUGGAGGAAGACGGGCUGUUUCAGAUCGACCGUUUAUCUGGAGGGGUCCGGCUGAAGGCUCCACUGACUGAGGGGGUAUCGGGUUCCAGGAUGCUGUCGGUGUUGGCUGUAGAUCAGGGCACACCUGCCCUCACCUCCACCUGCCUGCUGCUGGUUCAGCUUAAUGGAGAAAGGCCGCUGCUGCAGUUCACUGAGCAGCUCUAUGAAGUGACCUUACCAGAGAACAGCAAGACAGGCUCCUGGGUGGCAAAUGUGGUGGCCCAUGACCAGACUGCACCAAGGACCACAAUCAAGUACAGUAUUUUCAAUGGCAAUGAGAAUGGAGCAUUCAGCAUCAAUCCUAACACAGGUGAUAUAACAGUCCGAGAACAGACUCUGCUUGACUUUGAGACAGAGCGCAAGGUUCAUUUGGUGGUGCUGGCAGAAAAUGGCCACCAGUCGGCCUACGCUCGAGUGAUCAUCGCUCUGCAGGAUGUGAAUGACAACGCACCAGUGUUUAAGCAGAGCUAUUACAGAACGGCUGUCUGGGAGGGACAAAUCCACAACACUUAUGUCAUGCAGGUGUUAGCAAUGGAUUCUGACAGUGGUGUGAACGGCCAGAUAGACUACUCCAUUGUGGAUGGAAACCACAACAAUGCUUUCAGUGUUGACUCAGUUCGUGGGAUUCUGGCCACCAAUGCAGUCCUAGAUCGAGAGAUCAUCUCAUCUUACAAGUUGGUUCUUGAGGCUAAAGACAGGGGAAGCCCUCCUCUUACAGGGACCUGCACUGUUCGGGUGCAGGUUGUGGAUGUCAACGAUAACAGCCCAGCAAUACCACCAGUGGAGCCCCUACUGGUUACAGAGAAUCUUCCAGCUGGUCACAUUGUCACCCAAGUUAUGGCCAAUGAUGUGGACCUCAAUUCUAUAAUAACCUACAGCUUAGCAGGAAAAGGAGAAGAAAAUGGGAGCUUUGCCAUUGACCGCUACUCUGGGGUCAUUACCUCAACAAAGAUUCUGGACUAUGAGGAGCAAGUCCUGCAUACGCUGAGAAUAGUAGCAUCAGACUCUGUACAUCAGACAGAGGCAGAGGUUACCGUUCAAGUACUUGAUGUGAAUGACAAUGCACCAGUGUUCUCUCAAGAGUUUUACCAGGUAGUGUUGCCUGAGCUGACACCUGCAGAUUCAUUUGUUGUGGCUGUGACUGCAACCGACAGAGACUCUGGUCUAAAUAGCAAGAUUUCAUACAGGCUGCUCUCUUCCCCAAUGAAGGGCUUCUAUAUUGAUGCAGAAAAUGGUUCUAUAUACACCAGCAAACCUCUGAAAUACGUCACUAGUGGCAACAUGAUCCGGCUUCUGGUGGAAGCUCAGGACAGUGGUGACCCUACCUUGUCUUGUAUCACAUCUGUGGAUAUACAAGUGGCAGACUCCAAUGACCACGCACCUUUCUUCCAACACAACACCUACCAGCUGAGCGUUAGUGAGGAUGCACCUGUUGGGAGUGUGCUCCUUAUCCUGCUGGCUGAAGACCAGGACUACUCAGACAAAAACACCCACCUUGAUUAUGCCAUCACUGGGGGCAAUGAGGAGAGGCGAUUUUGCCUUGAAGUCAUCACUGUGCGGACAGAGGCCCAACAAAGGACUGUGGGUCAUGUAGUGCUCUGUGACACCCUGGACAGAGAGACCACAGAGACGUACUUAUUGACCAUUACUGUCAUGGACAGAGGUGUUCCUCCACUCAACAGCUCGACAAUAGUAUCGGUCACUGUACUUGACGUCAAUGACCAUGAACCUGUUUUCAACAGCUCGGAGUACUAUGCACAAGUCAGUGAGAACAGCCUACUUGGUACUUCCCUGGUUCAGCUGUCUGCUCAAGAUCUCGACCUUGGGCCAAAUGGCACAGUAAGGUAUGAUAUCAUCUCUGGUAACAGAAAGGGUCUCUUUAGGCUGGAUUCUCAAACAGGUUCUCUGGAAGUCAACGGCACUCUGGAUUACGAAGAAGAUACAAAACACAUCUUGACUGUUCGAGCAUCAGAUUGUGGUGGUCCAGGCAACAGGAAGGUAUCCUUCGCUGUGAUCUUCAUCACAGUGCUUGAUGAGAAUGAUAAUUCUCCCUUCUUCAUGUUCUCUACCAUCAAGUGUUCAGUGGCAGAAAAUCUGCCAGUGUUUACCCCAGUGUGCAUGGUCCAUGCUGUUGAUCAGGAUGCAGGACGGUUUGGCCUGCUAACCUACUCAAUCCUGACCUCUUGUUUUAUGGACUAUGGCAGUGGCAACCCAGACAGAAAAGAGGCCUUUGCCAUUGACCCUCUCACUGGAGACAUCCAUACUAGACAGACAUUUGACUAUGAGAGAGACAGUGAAUACUGUUUUCUCGUAGAGGCCCGGGACAAAGGAGAUCAGUCAGCUAUGGUGAGGGUUCAGGUUGAUAUUGAAGGCAUGGAUGAGUUCAGCCCUAUCUUUACCCAGAAGGUGUACCAUUUCACUUUGCCAGACAAUGCCAGAGUAGGCCAAAGUGUUGGCCACGUGAUGGCCAUGGACCAUGACGGAGGUCUGGAUGGCAUUGUGGAGUAUUCUUUAGCUAACCCGUCACCAUUUUUCAAUGUCAACAAAAGUACUGGGAGUGUCUAUAUUUCAAAUCCAGUGUACCGACGAAGAGGUAGCAUCUCAAGUGAGGAAGUUGAAGACUUGACAGUUCUGGCAAGCAGUCCAAAGCUUGACUCCAGAUCGACGGCCUGUCGUGUCAUUGUGAACAUAUCCAAUUCGGCAGAGGCACUGACAGGUAGUGCUCUCAGUGCCCAGACUGUCAGCCUUAGUGUUUCCUUGACAGUGUUUCUUCUGCUUUUGAUUAGUUUUGUUGCUCUAGUGUUGAGGUACAAGACCAAGGAGAAUGCUAUUAAGAAGGCUGCCUCAUUAGCUGCUAAUCUUAACCAUGGGACCGGAACUUUUGGAAGAUUGGGCAACUGUCAAAAUGGUAUCAAUGCCAUAAAUCUCCAAGACUUGCAUGCACCUUUAGACAUGAGAGCAAAGAGGGACAUCUCCAACCCCUUGAGGAACUCAGGCUCAAGUGGACGGGGCUCGGCAGAAGGUGAGACUGCUGAGGACCAAGAGAUUAAGAUGAUCAAUGAAUACCAACGUAUCAUGCAGCCUGAAUCUGUCAUGCCUGAACCAGACUCGGGAAUCCCCAUUGAUUCAGAUCAGCUCUCCUGCCAUUCAGUUACUGGUGCAAAUAUGGGCACAGGCCAUUUGGUGGGAAUGGCAAGUGCUGAGAGUCUCCAUAACUUCAAGGAAGAAGGAGGCGGUGAAGGGAUGUUGCCUCGGGUGGUCAACAUGAGGGAGAUGGAGGAGGUGCUGAGAGGCUGUAUGCCCUUGCCAGACCACCAGGAUUCCAUUGAGGGAUCCCUCACCAAUCUGAUUUGCCCAGAGGAGCAACUGCGUGGCAGCUAUGGCUGGGACCACCUUCUCAAUUGGGAACCUCGCUUUCAACCCCUGGCGUCUGUCUUUACUGACAUCAGCAUGCUCCCUGAUGAGGAAGCAAGUGAAAGACCUGUAGGUUCGGAGUUUCACAGUCUUCUGCACCCACCUCCACUUAUCACAGGAGUGGCCCAGCCAGGAAUUCGUGCAGUACCCCCUAGGAUGCCUCAGAGGAUGGCAUCCCUGGUAAGAAAGCCCUCAUACCCCAAGUACGCAUACUCACCUUUGGCAAGGAACACAGGACUAACUCCUUCAGCCAUGACCCCCAGCUUUUCUCCUUCUCUUUCACUUCUGACUUUGAGGACACCUAAUGCUUCUCCUGUGGUCUCAGAAACUGGACUGGGUAGUUUCACCAAAACGGCUCCACUGCCAAGAGAUGUCUUGGUGGAUGCAGAGAUAAAAGUAUAAUUGGUGUUUAGAUGAUUUGUGUAAUGAAUCCAACUCAUUCAGAAUACAUUACCUGGUGUUUUAACCUGUUUAUAAAAAUUAUUGGUUUGGAUUCUUUCAUGGGAAUUCCACCGAUUUUUCACAAUUUCUGCAUAAUUCAGUGGUUGAGAUGUAAACAGUAAUUCUGAGUAGUUUCCUGCAGUGGUGCUAAUAGGAACUUGGGGCUGCCAUGUGUACCUCUCCACCAUGAAUGUAUUUCAAAGUAUGUUUUAGGUCAAAAUUUAUCAUAAAAACAAUAUCUCAGGCAUCAGGCAACAUAUUCAUAUCCAUC
Molecule: messenger RNA, 10217 nt
Organism: Colossoma macropomum (tambaqui)
Lineage: Eukaryota; Metazoa; Chordata; Actinopteri; Characiformes; Serrasalmidae
Gene: dchs2
Product: dachsous cadherin-related 2
Biological process (GO): homophilic cell-cell adhesion
Cellular component (GO): plasma membrane
Molecular function (GO): calcium ion binding
Source: RefSeq, a predicted model, not a curated record